Molecule: messenger RNA, 886 nt
Organism: Cicer arietinum (chickpea)
Lineage: Eukaryota; Viridiplantae; Streptophyta; Magnoliopsida; Fabales; Fabaceae
Source: RefSeq, a predicted model, not a curated record
AAGAAAAAACAGCGAAAACUGCACAUUUGAACUGGGAAAAGUGGUUUCAAAGGAAGACGCAACGUUAGGGUUUUGGAUUUGAUUUUCGUUUCCGUUUCACACUGUGAAAAAAGAAGAAGCACAAAAAAUGAUGAACGUUGAUCCUUCUCUCCCAGUGUUAACAACCGAGCAGAUUCAAAAGUGUUUGGAGGAGAAUAAGGAGCUAAUAAUGGCAAUACUGGAAGGUCAAAACAAGGGGAAAUAUGCCGAGAUCAUCCCAUAUCAAGCCAAGCUUCAGCAUAACUUGACUUUUCUUGCCAAACUUGCUGAUGUUGGACCUCAGGCUGGGCCUCAAGCACAGACACAUUCUCCGGGGCAAGGCAUGCAGCAGCAACCUCCUUUAAUAAUGUCCCAGCAGCCUCAUGUAGCAAUGUCCCAGCAACAACGACCAGACCUCUCUACCUUAAACUCAGCUUUCAAUACGAAUGAGCAGCAACAGCAACAACACUUAGCAAUGUCUUUACAGCAACAGCCUGAUUUUUCAACUUCAAAGAUGGCUUUCCAGAUGAAUGAGCAGCAUCAUAAGCUACCAGCUUUCUUCCAACAACGUCAACUUUUCCCCGAAGGCAUGGGUAGCUUUACUGGGACUACUAACAACAGUGGCAUGCAAACAAGACUCUGUAAUCUGCAAGAUACGCCAUCAUUCAACCAAAUGGGCUCAGACAUAAGUCCUGGUUGGUCUUAGGAGUAGUCAGCAUUUGGAUCUUGUGAAAAACUGGAUUGAUACAAAACCAUGAAAAAUUCUAUCAAAUUCUAACAGUAGUUUUUAGUUAAUAUCAAAAUGAAAACACCUUUUAUUUUUGUUGAAAUAGCUGUUAUUUUUAGUUUCUCUUGGAGGUUCAGUUUA